CUCUUCUUCCCGAAAAUCUCCAUUCCCCGUCCCAUCACAUCCCGUCGUCACAUCCCCCCCUGGUCAAGAAGGGAUCCGCGAUACCUCCGCCAUCCUGCCUAGCGAACCACUGCGGGUUGAUGUGCGUACAUACCUACUGUAACUCCCGCUACCCCUCUGUGCUCCGUACGCAUACAGACAUGAGCGAUGACUCUAUUGCGCAGCUGCGCCCACGAGGCACCCAGCAACCGGCCAGCCCUACAUAGCCACUACCGAUGCGGUACCUCUGGAAUGUUGCUAAUCUCCUUGGGUCUCGGAGACUGUUCCAGGUACCAUUUUCGUUUUCAUUUGGUGCCCCCCUCCCCUGCCCUGCACCCGCUCUCCCUUUGCAUAAUU
Messenger RNA from Colletotrichum graminicola M1.001, 375 nucleotides. RefSeq lists its product as uncharacterized. The record is from RefSeq and is a predicted model, not a curated record. Lineage: Eukaryota; Fungi; Ascomycota; Sordariomycetes; Glomerellales; Glomerellaceae. The transcript has a single exon. The annotation marks the transcript as partial.